This is a messenger RNA of Penicillium mononematosum, 1773 nucleotides long. RefSeq lists its product as uncharacterized. Gene Ontology annotation, biological process: extracellular matrix assembly; hyaluronan biosynthetic process. Gene Ontology annotation, molecular function: hyaluronan synthase activity. Lineage: Eukaryota; Fungi; Ascomycota; Eurotiomycetes; Eurotiales; Aspergillaceae. The transcript is spliced from 2 exons. The record is from RefSeq and is a predicted model, not a curated record. Bases 1 to 1773 code for a protein of 590 amino acids.
AUGGACUCAUCGACUGAAAAAAAUUUGUAUACUGGGGUAUCCAUGUUCCAGAAACGUGGUCCUGAUGUCUCUCUCUUCCGCCAAUUUCUCAAUCUUUUGGGAUGCAUUCUUGUGAUUCCACUUUACUUGUUCGUUACACACUUUACACGACAUCCAGCGACGUUGGAUAUAUUGAUCACGAUCUUUUCGGCGGAAUACAAUCGCUUUGCGAACGAGAGUCGACGACGGCGACUGAAAGCCCCGUCGCGAGCUGUCCAAGACCCGGAGAAAGCUAGUUACCGACUCACCGACACCAAAAAAACCACGGAAUGCAUGGCUACCAUUGUCGGAUAUCGUGAAGACCCAGAUCUGUUUACUCGUGCUCUAGACAGUUACAAAACUGCGGCGGAAUGCCGAUUCGUCCUAGUGGGCGUUGAUGGUGACGAUACUCCGGACAUGGAGAUGGUUGACGUUUUCCAAGGAGCUUUUCCAAUGAAAUCAGCCGUGAUUCACAUCGAUGAGCCCCUGGGCGAAGUUGCCAUGAAGACCUUUGAGAAGCUCUGCAAGGUCGACGGUAACGCUCAGGCCCCGCAGGUUUACAUGGAAGCUACCAUUUCCCACUGCUGCCAGAUCGCACGCGGGAUCCUAUCCGAGCAUGACCUUGAUCUUGGUGAGGUCGGUGGUGUCACAAGGCUAUGCCUUUUCCAGCCGCAUCUCCACAAGAAGGGAAUCAUGUUUUCAGCUUUCAUUUUCUCCAUUGUGAUCUCCGAGAUGCUUGGUAUCGAAUAUAUGUGGUCUUCCGAUUCGGACACCAUCAUUUUGCCUGACACAUUGCGAGGCACUAUUGGAACCAUCGCUGGUGACCCUCAUGUCGGCGGUGGAAGCGCGGGAUUGAUCUUGCAUAAUGAAAAUGAGACUAUAACGACCAAACUCGCCGGUAUGGUCUACUGGUCUGAGGUUUAUGUGAGCCGGUCAACCGCACUUGCCUCUGGAAUUAGUGACUGCCAGUCCGGUCCCAGUACAGCAUUCCGAGUAUCCGCGCUCCCGGCCAUCUUGUACCCCUGGUAUACGCAGACUGUGAUGGGACAUCGAAUGAUCGUCAACGAGGAUCGCCAUCUCACCACCAAUCUGAUCCUGCGCGGGUGGACCGUUACAUUUGCGUCGGACACCUUGGCUGCAACUGACACGCCAACAACCUUGAGCCGCUGGCUCAUGCAACAAGUCCGCUGGGGUCGCGCUGGUCAUAUUGAAGCAUUGCAGCAGCCUCGAAUAUAUGUGCUCACCAACCCGCUCUUCUUAUGGGCUGCCUUCAAACGGGAGGCCGGACCUUUGCUUUUAUUUACCUCUGUCCUGUACUACCUGAUCACUGGCCGUUCCUUGACUUAUCUCAACUUGUCCGACCUUGGCCUUCGCGUUGCCUAUUCAAUGGUGUACAACUUCUUCCGCAACCCUGCCACAGUUCGCAGUGGUGGUUGGCUCUGGAUCGUACCGGGCAUCUUAUUCUACUAUAUCCCUCUCCCUAUAAUUCAUCUAUGGAGCUUGAUUACGGUGUUCCAGGAUGGAUGGGGUACAUCCAUGCGCUCAAUCAGCGAAAUGUCCAAGAGAGGGAAGACUUGGAAACGAUGGAAAGAUCUGGGGUUCUUUGUCGUAUGGAUGGGGGUUGUUGGUGGUACUUUGGCCCGAAUGUUUGCGAAUAUGGCUGGGUGGGAUGAGACUAGGAUAUUCCAGGCCAUCGUACUGGGAAUGAUCGUCCCGUCAGCUGUGUCGUUUUAUGGAUUGGUGAUCCGUGAAUGA